AUGUUUUGGAGCGAUUCCUCAGAACCUGACCUGCAGCAACUGUGGGCGGGCAAUGAACUAUAUCAGACCCUUCCACAAACCAUACCCUCUAAUGACCAACUAAGGGCGGAUGGGUUUGGAUGCGAUAUUAGGCAUGGCCUUCAGCAUCACAACAAGAAUCCAACCCGGUUCGUUCCGUCUCCAGUACCCACAGGGAGCGUCAGUACCACACCACACAUAGAGAAGGCACAAUCCAUGAUGAGCGUGCUUCCUUCGAUUCCACACACUGGAUACCUCACCACGCCAGUUGCACAGCCUCAGCCUCAACCGAGUGUUCCAAAGGCAUUCAUCCCAGUUCUACCAGCCAACCAGGCGGAAGCAAACGAACCGCUGCUUUGGUGGGGAUCGGACCACUGUUUCACCGUCUUUGGCUAUAGCAAACCCCCGGGUCAAGCAAGCGAGGAGCAAAUUACAGAACGAAUGUUGCGGGACAACAGUCUUUUUAUUCUUCAAUUCAGCAAUGCUACCGAAAAGUCAAUCGACGACGCACUGGCUGGCGACAGUGAAGAAGCCACGCGAGGCCUGUAUACGGUCGAUAGUAGCCGUCUGCCCUCAUCGUAG
Aspergillus versicolor CBS 583.65 is the source of this 600-nucleotide messenger RNA. RefSeq lists its product as uncharacterized. The transcript has a single exon. NCBI's taxonomy places the organism in Eukaryota, Fungi, Ascomycota, Eurotiomycetes, Eurotiales, Aspergillaceae. The record is from RefSeq and is a predicted model, not a curated record. The coding region runs from base 1 to 600 and encodes 199 amino acids.